Rosa rugosa (rugosa rose) is the source of this 2455-nucleotide messenger RNA. RefSeq names its product E3 ubiquitin-protein ligase ORTHRUS 2-like. The record is from RefSeq and is a predicted model, not a curated record. Lineage: Eukaryota; Viridiplantae; Streptophyta; Magnoliopsida; Rosales; Rosaceae. Gene Ontology annotation, biological process: negative regulation of gene expression via chromosomal CpG island methylation; protein ubiquitination. The annotation marks the transcript as partial. Gene Ontology annotation, molecular function: ubiquitin protein ligase activity; metal ion binding. The transcript is spliced from 8 exons.
AUUCUUUCUAUCUUUAAGCUUGUACCCUCAUUGCCUACUUCUGUGUCUUGUUUUCAGACACCAUGCGGCCACAAUUUCUGCCUGAAGUGCUUCCAGAAAUGGGUUGGGCAACGAAAGCAUACUUGUGCAAAGUGCCGUGCUCCAAUUCCUCAAAAGAUGGCAAGUCAACCCCGAAUCAACUCUUCCCUUGUAAUUGCCAUACGUAUGGCUAAGCUUUCAAAAUCACAUGUUACUGGGGCGGCUGCCAAGGUAUAUCAUUACAUACAAAACCAAGACAGGCCUGACAAAGCAUACACUACUGAGCGAGCACAAAAGACUGGAAAAGCUAAUGCUGCAAGUGGCAAGAUAUUUGUUACAAUUCCUUCAGAUCAUUUUGGACCUAUACCUGCUGAAAAUGAUCCUGAGAGAAAUCAAGGUGUCAUGGUUGGGGAAUGUUGGGAGGAUAGGCUGGAAUGUCGACAAUGGGGUGCACAUUUUCCCCAUGUUUCUGGUAUAGCUGGACAGUCUAACCAUGGCGCACAGUCUGUUGUGCUUUCAGGAGGGUACCUUGAUGAUGAGGAUCAUGGGGAAUGGUUCUUAUACACAGGAAGUGGCGGAAGAGAUUUGAGUGGGAACAAGCGAACUAAUAAGGACCAGUCCUUUGACCAGACUUUUGAAAAGUAUAACAAGGCGCUCCAAGUUAGUUGCCAGAAAGGCUAUCCUGUAAGGGUGGUAAGAUCGCACAAGGAGAAGCGCUCCGCAUAUGCCCCUGAGAAAGGGUUGCGGUAUGAUGGAGUUUAUAGAAUUGAGAAGUGUUGGAGAAAGGUGGGAGUCCAGGGGUUUAAGGUCUGCCGGUAUCUUUUUGUCAGAUGUGACAACGAACCUGCACCAUGGACAAGUGAUGAACAUGGAGAUCGGCCUAGACCACUACCAGCAAUACCUGAGCUGGCAAAAGCCACAAACAUAACAGAGAGGAAUGCAAGUCCAUCAUGGGACUUUGAGGAGAAAGAUGGCCGCUGGAAAUGGAUAAAGGAACCACCUAUCAGCAAAAAACCUGUUCAAACAUUAGAUCCUGCUGAUCGAAAGAGGUCAAGGAAAGCAAUGAGGAGAGCACAGAACAUGACUGUACGGGAGAGGCUCUUGAAAGAAUUUAGCUGCCUUAUUUGUCGCCAGGUGAUGACAUCUCCCGUUACCACAUCAUGUGGUCAUAAUUUCUGCAAGUCAUGUUUUCAAGGUGCUUUUGCGGGUAAGAGUGUGGUGACAGAAAGAAACAGAGGUGGAAGAUCCCUUCGAACUCAAAGGAAUGUACUGACCUGCCCUUCCUGUCCCACCGAUGUCACUGAUUUUGUUCAAAAUCCCCAGGUGAACACAGAGAUAAUGAAAGCAAUUGAGUCACUGAAAGAAGAGGAAGCAAAUGUAGAAUCAGCUGAUGAAUCAAGUGAAGAAAUGGACAUUCCUGACAAUGAAAAUAGCACAGAAAUGCCAGAAGAAGCAGCUGUGGUAGAUGGUGAGCAGACUUCUCCAACAAAAUGCAACCCCAAAGGCAGUCCCAAACGACUGAAAGUUGAUACUGGUAAUGACUCGCCAAAGAGUGAUAUUGUGGAGGUAAAUGAAAUUUCUGCUGUCCAGACUAAUGGUGUCAAUGGAGAUACUGAGAUGGAAAUUGCCAAGGAAAGCAAUGAGGUACAGGCUCCAGUUGCGAAACGAGGGAAAAAAACUGCUGGUCAAGCUGGCCAAGGUGUUGGAGCAAAGACCAGGGGAACAAAGAAGGCUAAGGAUGCUGUGAGUGAAGAGAACGGCUCACCAUCAAGUAAUGAAGUUUCUGCUGUCCACACUGAUGAUGUCAAUGGAGAUUCUGAUUUAGAUAUAGCUAAGGAGACCAAUUCUGAGAUGGAAGUUGCCAAGGAAAGUAAUGAGGUACAGGCUCCAGUUGCGAAACGUGGGAAGAAAAAUGCUGGUCAAGCUGGCCAAGGUGUUGGAGCAAAGACCAGGGGAAGGAAGAAGGUUAAGGAAGCUGUGAGUGAAGAUAACGGCUCACCAUCAAGUAAUGAAGUUUCUGCUAUCCAGACUAAUGGUGUUAAUGGAGAUUCUGAUUUAGAUAUAGCCAAGGAGAGCAAUGAGUUACAGGCUCCAGUGGCAAAACGUGGGAACAAAGCUGCUGCUGGUCUAGCUGUUGAAGGUGUUGGAUCAAGGACCAGGGGAAGGAAGAAGGCUAAGGUAGCAGCGAGUGAAGAGAAUGGUUCACCAUCUAGUCCUCUCCAUGUGGAUGUGGAUUUUAAAUGAUGUUGCUAACUUGAAAGGAAGGGCGAACUUUGGGGUUUUUGGUGGGACGGUUAUGCUUUUUGGUACCUCAAGGUUCUUUUGAGAAUUAUAGCAUAACUUUAUAGUUCCUCUAGAAGGUUCUUUUUGAGAAUUUGCAUACACAGGUAGCUGGCUUAAUGCCUGAUAAUGUAUUGCAGAACCAGUUCGUAAGCUU